AUGCUUCAUACCACCGGGCAAAAACCUCAUGCCGGGAUCCCUCUCGACGCUUUUGAGAAGACCGGAGUCAUGCCAUCUUUGUCCGACCUUUUCAAGAUGACUCACGCCAAACCGGACGAGACUUUUGUUGAUCCUGCAUCCGAGAAGCUCUUCAAUACUGUGGCUGCUCGGGUUGAUGAGCGGGAGACGCAACUCACCCAGCAGUCUCCGGAUGGAUUACCCGUCAAAUUGACGACGGAAGAGGUCGACAGGAUCUUCGAGGAGGUCGCUCCAAGAAAGAAGGGCCGGACGGUGGGAAUCGGUUCUGUCAACGAAGUCGCAAGGGCGACUUCGUCUUACUCUUCUAGACGGGCCCAAGAGACUUCUCAGAUGCAGGCUCGAUUGGAUACCCAGCAGGAGCGUUUAGACUCUCUCGAGAACCUGUUAGAUAUUAUGGCGAUGGGGAACCCGACCAUGCAGAGAGCGUUGGCGGCCAGAAGAGAAGCUCUCGGGAUGCAACAACGGGAUCCCGAUUCUACCGAUCCAGUGGGAGGGGGAACGAGCGGAGAGGGACCGAGCGGGACCAACUACUUUGAUGAUGUAUCGCUCCCGUAGAUUUUUAUUUUUAUAAUUUCGUUUUGUAAAAUAUUAAAACUUAAAUUUUAUUUAUGGAAUAUUUAUUUUCUAAACAAUUGUUUUUUUAUUAUUUGAAAUUUUAA
Messenger RNA from Raphanus sativus (radish), 698 nucleotides. RefSeq lists its product as uncharacterized. The transcript has 3 exons. Bases 1 to 594 code for a protein of 197 amino acids. The record is from RefSeq and is a predicted model, not a curated record. NCBI's taxonomy places the organism in Eukaryota, Viridiplantae, Streptophyta, Magnoliopsida, Brassicales, Brassicaceae.